Messenger RNA from Coccidioides immitis RS, 1932 nucleotides. RefSeq lists its product as uncharacterized. Lineage: Eukaryota; Fungi; Ascomycota; Eurotiomycetes; Onygenales; Onygenaceae. The record is from RefSeq and is a predicted model, not a curated record. The transcript has 2 exons. Bases 1 to 1290 code for a protein of 429 amino acids.
AUGCACCACUUUUCGUGGACCACCGCCCUUGCGGCCCUGCUCUCCCUCGGGAGCGUAGAGGGCUCAAUGUCUAUCAUGCCGUUGCCUCAAGAAACCCCUAUCGGCUUGAUGGCCGCGGUUGGCAUGUCUCCAAAGCCUACUGAUCCGCCAGGUGUGCCACCCGGCUUUCCUCGCGAGCUGUUACCGCGGAAGGACAAAACGACAUUGCCUCUUCCUCCGCCUGGGUACUACUGCGGCUUAGUCACUAGCGAUCCCGAUAACUUGCUGACCUGCGUCAACGCCCGAGCCAACUGCGUCCAUCAGGGCACCGCCAUUGGCUGCUGCAUUAGCAGCGAAAUCACCGACUGUACGAACAUCCCAUCUAGUUGCAUCAACUAUGGCGACGAGUGCGAUGCUUCCUGCAGAAGCAACCGCAGGAUCUUGAAAUGCACCACCACCACCGAACCGUACUGCGGAACGUACUUCUUCGGUGGCGGAUCGAAACUGUUCGGAUGUCGGUCCUAUGCCUCGGUUUCGUCACAAGUCCAGCAACUCACCGAUUACUACGAGUCUGUCUAUGGCUCCUCUUGGAGAACCCACCUGACUUCCUCGAGCUCAUCCGACUUUGACCUGCCUUCCGCCCCUCCCGAGCCUACGCAAACCGAAGAGUCGACCCCGCCUGCACCAGAUGAAACUUCUUCUUCCCCAGCCGGCCCAUCACAAUCCACUGGGCCUUCAGAGUCACAAGAUGACGACGAUGAUGAUGACGGCACUGGCAGAGGCAAACGAAAGAAGAGUCUCUCCGGCGGUGCCAUCGCCGGUGUCGUCGUCGGCGCCUGCGCUGGCGUCGGAGCCAUCGCCGCUUUCCUCGUCUGGUUCUUCUGCGUGAAGAAGAAGGCUGACCAGAACAAUAAUGGCGCCGCUGCCGCCGGCGCCGGCGUUCCUCCUCCUGGGCCACCAAUGGCGCCCCACGAUCAAUACGGACAGCCUCAAAACGCAGCAAUGGGUUAUUAUGCACCACCACCGGCUGUGGAUAACAAGCCCCUCGACGGCUCCCAACCUCCUCCUUCAUAUGGCUAUGACAAAGUGCCCCAAACCGAUAUGGCCGAAAUGCCUGGUAAUCUCCAACCACCGCCGCCGCAGCAGCCGAUGCCGCCGCAGGGUCAAGCAAAUGAUUAUUACAACCAGCGUGUGAGCAUGGGUCCGCCAAGUCCUCUGAGCGGUAGCAGUCCCGGGAGUCCCAAUGGCAUGCACCCAACGCAUACAGGCCCUGUGCCAGAGCAGAUUUAUGAAAUGGGACCCGGGAGAUAGGGGGAAAAAAAAGAAAAAGACGGUAAUGACAUACAUAAUCCUUGAGCAGAAAUACAGCAAUAUGAUAGCGAGGAACAAAAUCCUUAGUACAUAUAUACCAUACAUGCCUAAGUAGUAAAUUUAGGUGAAUGGGAAAAGGAUACAGGAAGCACAUCCAUCAAUAAAGGAAGAGAUACCAAAUUGGUGUUUUCUUUUCUUUUCUUUUUUUGGCAUAAACGUCCAGUUUUUUUCGUUUUUUUAAUGAUAUCCUGUCUUAUGUUAUUAUUACCUCUUUACCUUUUUUUUUUUUCUUUUUCUCUGUUUUUUUUUAACAUCUUGCAUGCCAGCUUCAUCCCACCUUUCUCUUCUGCCAGCGUUCGUUGGGCUUCUUUUUAUCCUUUCCCCCUGCUUUACGGAAACACGGUUGACUGCGGAGUCCAUUGGCCCUCUCUCUCCCCCUCUCGGUAUGUAUGUAUUUAACCCGCCCCUUAUACCAUACUUCCUCUCAAACUCACGCCUACAUGUUAGAGGUUCUCCCACUUCUCUCUUGGAGAAUCGAAGAUUAUCUAUUCUGUAUUUCUAAUAGCUUAAUAUACAUAUAUCCUAUAUGUCGAAGAUUACCUUAUCACUUACAUGUGUGUAAUAUUAUUCCUUUGUGUUCCA